AUGGAAGAACAAAAUAUGGUUUCAGAUAUUCAAUUUGAAGAAUAAAUCAAUGAUCCAAUAGAAUACAAUAUGGAGAAACAAUAAUAUGAUAAAAGAGUAUUUAGUUAUAAUUCAAAAUCCAAAAAAAAAUAUUAGAAGAUUAUUGAAAAAUUAGAAAAUCUCAAAAAGACAGAAUUAAAAAAGAAAAAUAAAGAUAAUUAAUAAUUUAAAUUGGAAAUUGAAGGAGAUGAUUAUAGUGAAGUUAAAAAUAAUUAAGAGAAAUUGAAAAUUUUAAAAGAAAUUAUGAGUUCUGUUCCUGCCUAUUUGUUAAUGAGUCCAGCAUAAAAAAGGAAAUAUUUCAAAACUGUUAAUACACAAUUUUAUGAAACUUUAUAGAAAGAAUUAGGAUCAUAGUGUUCUCACUAAAAAAGUGUACAAUUUGAUCUUAACAGGAAUAAAAUCAAAAGUAUUGCACACUUGUAAUAUUUUUAGCUUUUAAGUAGAGUGAUAAUGUAUUUGAAAUUUCAUAGUCAUUGAUUUGA
Messenger RNA from Paramecium primaurelia, 521 nucleotides. The record is from the annotation of a GenBank genome assembly. Lineage: Eukaryota; Ciliophora; Oligohymenophorea; Peniculida; Parameciidae.